AGGCGUGGGAAGGUGUUCGUUGAACAAGUGCACGAUCAUGGAAGAUAAGAGUUUUGAAGAAGGGCUAACUUGUCGAGAAGCAUAAAUAAUUGCAGAUGAUUUGAGAGAGGAAGUUCCUUUCUGGAUUCUUUCAGGAUGAGCACCAACAGCUCCAGCCUGGUUUAUGAUGCAAAGCCCUUGCUUAUUCUUCCUCUGGCAUUGGUCAUCUUCCUCACGGUGAUUGGGAACCUGCUGGUCAUCCUGGCUAUCAUCCGCACUCCUCUGCUCCACACCACCACCAACGUCUUCAUCAUCUCCCUGGCCUUCGCUGAUCUCAUCAUGGGUUGUGUGGUCCAGCCAGUGGGCGCCAGUAUGGUGGUCAGCGGGAAAUGGCUUUUAGGCGACAAGUUUUGUGACUUGUGGACGUCCGUGGAUGUGCUUUGCGUCACGGCCAGCAUAGAGACGUUAUGUGUCAUCGCCGUUGAGCGCUAUGUUGCGAUCACAACACCUUUUAAGCAUCGGGUCCUCCUUGGGAAGCGCAGAGCUGGGUAUAUCGUCUGCACGGUGUGGAUGGUGGCAUCCCUAGUUUCCUUCGUGCCAAUCAUGAACCAUUAUUCUCGUGCUGAUUACGAGGAGGCAAAAAUAUGUUACAAUAAAUCAGAAUGCUGCGAUUUCCAUACGAAUAGGCCCUACACCAUCUUCUCCUCGGUGGUGUCCUUCUACGUGCCCCUCUUUAUUAUGGUGUUUGUGUACGGGAAGGUGUUCGUCAUCGCGAACAGACAGUUGAAACUCAUCAAUAAGAAUAGACUCCGCUUUCUGAGCACAUGCACAGAAGACUCUUGUGAAAGUCCAGGUGAAAUAGUGCAUGAUUUAAACCAGAGAUCAACGAGGCAUGUCGUGAAAGAACACAAGGCGCUCAAGACGCUGGGGAUUAUUAUGGGCACCUUCAUUCUCUGUUGGCUGCCCUUCUUUUUCUUCAAUAUCAUCAAGGUUUUUAAACCUCUACUGCUACCACAGAAUGUGUUCCUCUUGUUGAACUGGCUCGGCUACACCAAUUCAGGCCUGAACCCUAUCAUCUACUGCCACAGUCCUGAGUACCGCACUGCCUUCCUCAAUCUUUUAGGGUACAAAAAACUCAAGCAGUUAAAUUGCACCAAAGUGCACAAACAUCUAUGGACUAUCAGCUCAUGCAUCCAAAGCAACGGUUCUGCAAAAAUGGAUCACUUAGGUCAUGAAGAUCCAUCUGCAAAGGGUGGGAACAGUUGCUCUGACACGUGUACAGAUUUCAAAGAGGAAGAGAUUGAAGCUCAGCCUCAAAGUGACUCAAAUGUGGCAAGGAUCAAUGUAGAAGAGAUGUUAAAGGGCCACUGAAGAUGGGAAACAGAUCAUACUCUAUGCUUUUCAAGAGAAUGAACUGUACUCGAGCAUCAUGCUUUUCAACUGCACCUUGACUGUAUUACAUCUAUACCAUGUGCAAAGAAAAAAACAGCCAGAUCCUUACAGAGCAGCAAAGCUGAAAAAUGAUAUUGAGAACAAGCCAUGACACAAAAAUAUGAUUACUUUCUGACAGCUUUUUGAACUUUAAACAGAGUGAAAUUGGAAACUGAAGCCCUAAACUGUCAUCUCUUUACCUCAAAAACCAUCAAAAAAUAAAUCUGUUG
Molecule: messenger RNA, 1640 nt
Organism: Carassius auratus (goldfish)
Lineage: Eukaryota; Metazoa; Chordata; Actinopteri; Cypriniformes; Cyprinidae
Product: beta-2 adrenergic receptor-like
Exons: 3
Coding region: 136-1350 (404 amino acids)
Biological process (GO): positive regulation of MAPK cascade; norepinephrine-epinephrine-mediated vasodilation involved in regulation of systemic arterial blood pressure; adenylate cyclase-activating adrenergic receptor signaling pathway
Cellular component (GO): plasma membrane
Molecular function (GO): beta3-adrenergic receptor activity; epinephrine binding
Source: RefSeq, a predicted model, not a curated record